AUGUCUGAUAAAAUUCAAUUACUUAACCUUCCGUAUGAAAUUCUUAACAAUAUUUUUAAGCAAAUUAAGAUUUUGAAUAAUGUGAUAAUUAUAUGUAAAUUUAUUUCUUUACUCGUUAAAAAUCAUCAAUUUAAGUCUGAUUGGAUUAUUUAUCAUUAUGGAAAAGCACACGCUCUUUUUUAUGCAAUUGGCUUAGGUCCAAGUUUUAUUGAUAUUGAUACAGUAAAAGUAAUUAUACAAAAAAAAGGAAUUCUUUCUAGAUAUUUUAUUCAAAGACUUUGUCUUGCUUUUGGAAAAUAUGAUAUGAAUCUUAUAGAUCAAAAAAUAAAUCAUGUUAUUGAUGAUAUUAAUGGAAACAAAUUACUUUUAUUACAAAAAAAAACAAUUCCAUGGGCUAGUGAUUUACCAAUACCUAGUUUGGUCAAUUGUUUAUUUGUUUCAAGAGAAUGGUGUAGAAUCACUAUUCCGAUAUUAUGGCAAAAUCCAUUCAAAUCUAAUAAUUUUACAAUCAAAAGUAAAUCUUUGAAACAAAUAAUUCAUAAUAAUUUAAAUGCUAAUGAAGCACAUGAUUCAAAUGAUGAAUAUCAAGUUAAAUACACUUCUCUUUUUCCUUAUCUCUCAUAUGUAAAGGAAAUACAUUCAUGCAAAAUCAUGAAAAUGUUCAAAAAAUAUACUCUGAUAACAAAAAUAGUUAGUUUAUUACUCAGAUCUUCAAAUAUCAUUAAUUACAUUUGUUUAAUCAAUAAUUAUAAUUUUCCAUGUUUAAAUAACUAUAUGAAAAACCAUCGUGAUGUAAAAAUACCUGAUUCAUUUUUUAAUGAUAUAUUGCAUUUAAAAUCUCUUAAAUUAAUAAAUAUUCGUAAAUAUAGUAAAUAUGGAACUAAAUAUUAUCUGAUUGAAAUGAAUCCAUAUUAUUCAUAUGAUUUACCUACAAGUAUUCCCUUUAUGAUUUUAUAUGAAAAACAACAAACAUGUGAAAGAUCUAUUUAUAUUAAUUCACUUCAAUUAUUUGGAGAAUAUAUUUAUCCUGAGAGUUAUCUUUGCGAAAGUGUUCAAGGUGUGAUUAUUAAUUUUCAAGAAAGAAAAAUGGAAUUAAAAAUAUGUAAUGAUAUAUUUUGUUUAAAAGAAAAAUAUAUGGUCAAAUAUGAAUUUGUGACCAAGGAAAAGUAUUAUAACACUCGUGAAUGCGAUCAACAAUUAUGUCAAAAUUAUAAUUUUAUGGAAUAUUUUUGUUCAAUUAAUAAUUGUAAAGAUCCAUAUUGCAAAGGUUAUCUUCACCUUCAUAAAUUGUUAAUGAAUAAUUUACAAGAAAAUUAUCAAAGUAUAAAUCAACUUAAUGAAUUUCAUCUUAAUGAACUAACAUUAUUAGAAAAAAUUCAAGAUGUAUUUGAACAUUUAAAGAUAAUAAUAUUAUACAUAGAAGACGAGAUUGAACAAGAAGCAAAAAAAAGUAAUAUAACAAUAACAACACUUUAUAAAAAUAAUAAGUGUUUAGCUUUAAUAAAAAUAGCAAAAGUAAUAUAUGAAAAUUGGACAUCCAAAACACCUGAAAAGUAUCUUGAAGAACAGAAUCGAGAUCCAAGUUAUAUCAAUACUCUUGAAGAAAUAAUAUCAGAUUUAAGUAAUAGUGCACAAGAAUACGAAGAUCUUGCUUUAAUAGAAUUAAAAAUAAUUAAUAAUUUACCACAUGAUGAUGUUGUAUCGAAACAAUAUCAAAUGAUACAAAAAACUAUUCCUGAAUUGGAGAAAGUUAUUAAUGAAUAUGAUCUUAUUAAAGAUGAAAAUGUUAAUAUACAUUUUAAUAAUAUUGAUAAUUUGACAAGAGAUGAUAUUCAUUCAUUUAACCAAAACAUUUUAAAAGAAAUUAAUAGACCAUUACCUUUUCCAUUUAUUGGAAAUAUAAUUAGUUUUAAUAAAGAUGCUAAACAAAUGGUUGGGAUAAUGAGAAAAAAAUAUGGUGAUAUUUAUGAAAUAUAUUUCGCAAAUCAACGAAUAAUUAUUAUUUCAAAUCCUGAAUAUAUUGAAAAAGUAUUUAAUUCCAAUUCAAAUACUUUUUCUAAAAGAUUUCCAAAAAAUCUGUAUAAUGAAUCAAUAAAAGAAUUUGGAUUAUCCGGAAUAGCAUUGAAUGAUGAUAUUCAAAAAUGGAAAUAUAAUCAAAUUAGAGAUUAUAUAAUUAAUGAUAUUGAUAAUAUUAUUGAAAAUAGAAGAAAAGAAAUUAAAAAUAAGAUUGGUGAUGAAAGAUGUGAUAUGUUAACAACAUUAAUUAUGGAUAAUAAAUCAAUGACAAACAAAGAAAUUAUUGGUAUCAUAUAUGAUACUUUUAUACCAGGAACUGAAACUGUAAAAAAAAUGCUUAAAGAAAUUAAAUCAGUAUUUCCAGAAAAUAUUAAUAAUUUAAAUUCAAGUAAUUUUUCAAAAUUAAAAUAUUGUGAAGCAAUUAUUAAAGAAGCUUCACGUGUUUCACCCACUGCUAAUAUAAUUCCAAGAUGUUCAGAAAAUCAAUGUGAAGUUGCAGGGUAUGAAUGGAAUUCUGAAACAUUUUUCAUGAUAGAUAUGGAUGGUUUUAAUUAUAAUAAAUGGUCAUCAGAUCCUAAGAAUUUUGAUCCAGAAAGAUUUUAUAAUAUGGAUGAAAAUAUAAAUAAAGAUUCAAUGUUUGGAGGAGGAGUGAGAAUAUGUCCUGGAAAAAAAUUAGGAUUAUAUGAAAUAUAUUUUUUAUUAAUAGCUUUAUUUGGAAAGUAUGAUAUAGAAUUAGUUAAUGAUAAAUUACCAUUAAAACUCAAAACAAGUUUAUCAGCAGGUGAUUUUUCAUCAGCUGUGAUACCACCUAUUCUUAUGGCACUAGGUGCAUUUUAUAUACAUUUAAUUGAAACAAAUGAUAAUAAAUAUUUUAUUAUUUUACGAAUUUUUAAAGUUAUUAUAUUUUACAUCAAUUAUAUUUUAUAUUUCGAUUGGUAUACUCAAAUACACUCAAAUGAUGAAGACAAGAUAAACAAACCAUCACGUCCGAUACCAUCAGGUCUUGUAACAAUUGAAGAAGCUAAAAUUCGGUUAAUGAUUAUUAGUAUUAUUUAUCCAAUUAUAUCAUAUAUGAAUGGAGGAAUAUUUUCAAUUUUGAUAUGUUUAAAAUGGGAAUUAUGGAUUAUGGCUUAUGAAAAAUUUGAAUUGAUGAAAAAUCCUUUUUUAAAAAAUUUAUUUUCAACCUUUGGGAAUAUACUACAAAUAUGUAAUAAUUAUUAUAUUAUUACAGGGAUUAAUCCUGAUAUGAAUGAACUAUUUUAUAACAAAUCACGUUUAUUUGAAUUGUGUAUAUAUUUUUUUGUUAUGACAACAAUUCAAAUGCAAGAUUUUAGAGAUCAAAAAGGUGAUAAAUUUAUUGGACGUAAAACAUUUCCAUUAGUGUUGGGUGAUGAAAAAUAUAUGAAUUUAUUUUAA
This is a messenger RNA of Cetraspora pellucida, 3432 nucleotides long. Lineage: Eukaryota; Fungi; Glomeromycota; Glomeromycetes; Diversisporales; Gigasporaceae. The record is from the annotation of a GenBank genome assembly.